Molecule: messenger RNA, 543 nt
Organism: Aspergillus ibericus CBS 121593
Lineage: Eukaryota; Fungi; Ascomycota; Eurotiomycetes; Eurotiales; Aspergillaceae
Exons: 1
Coding region: 1-543 (180 amino acids)
Source: RefSeq, a predicted model, not a curated record
AUGUUCACUCCCAUCUCGAAGUUCGUUCGGCGCGAUGAUUCUAGCGAUGGACUUUCCCCGUACAUGGUCGAUCUCCUGAUUUCCCUCCUGGUCCUUAUCCUACUCGGUAUCGCCAUGGUUGGUGCGCUCCUUGUCCUACGCCGCAAGCGCCUCAGCCGGGAACACUCGGAACUUCCUGUACACAACGGGCAAUGCGUGCCAAGCCAUCGUCGAUUCACGGUCUCCGCCUCGCCGAACGCCAAGACCGAGUCUGUUCUGGUCUAUGAUGAAAAGCGCAGCCUCAUGCAGAACUCGUCGAGCCCCCCGCCUAGCCCUGUCCCCGAGAUUCGCAUUACGUUCCCCGAGGAGGAGGACGAAUCCGGAAAGCGCAAGUCUGGUCGCGUGGUGGUGGUGAGGAUUACCGAUGCCGGUGGUGUGGGUUUGGAGCCUUGCAAUGAGGAGCUCCCCCCGUAUCAGUCCAGCGAUGCAGAGCGAUUCCAGUCGUUGGAUAUCGAGCGUAUGGGCGGCCUGAAGGAGAAGGAGGCCACGACUAGGUGGUCUUAG